Molecule: messenger RNA, 3235 nt
Organism: Cygnus atratus (black swan)
Lineage: Eukaryota; Metazoa; Chordata; Aves; Anseriformes; Anatidae
Gene: TPCN2
Product: two pore segment channel 2
Exons: 25
Coding region: 122-2335 (737 amino acids)
Biological process (GO): transmembrane transport; monoatomic ion transport
Cellular component (GO): lysosomal membrane
Molecular function (GO): voltage-gated channel activity; monoatomic ion channel activity
Source: RefSeq, a predicted model, not a curated record
AUCCUGAGGCGCCGGUCACAAGCGGCGGGGGCGGCCGCCCCGCUGCUGCUCCGUCCCUCCUGUCCCGUCCCGCCCCGUCCCGGUGGCGGAGCGCAGCCCAGCCCAGCCCAGGUCGCCGCUGAUGGAGGCGGGAGCCGGCGCUGAGACAGAGCCGCUGCUGUCCCCGCGGAGCUGGCUCCGGCGGGCCGAGGAGGCUACUGGAUUGGAUAAUGACCUUUAUAUAAAUCAAGCCGUAGUAUUUAUAGAAGACGCAAUACAGUAUCGAUCUAUAAACCAUCGUGUGGACUCUAAAUCCCUGUGGCUUUAUAGGUGGUAUUAUUCAAGAAUUUGCCAAUGCAUUUUGAGCUUGACCAUUACUAUAAUCCUGGCUUUGGCUUUCAUUGAAACACCUUCUUCGCUUACUAUCACAUCAGAUGUACGAUACCGCCUUCCUGCCUGGGAUCCUCCAUGUGGCCUAACAGAAAGCGUUGAGCUGCUUUGCUUCCUCGUGUUCAUAAUUGAUGUGUCUGUGAAGAGUUACUUAGUUGGAUGGGAAGAGUUUUGGAAAAAUAGAUGGCUGAUGGCUUAUAUCCUGACAUUAAUUGUUUCCCUUACUGACUGGGUUGUAUCGCUGAGUUUUUUCUGCACAGAGACUGUGAGAAUAAGAAGAAUUCUUCGUCCUUUCUUUCUCCUUCAGAAUUCUUCAAUGAUGAAGAAAACAUUAAAAAGUAUCAACAGCACAUUGCCUGAAAUGGCAAGCGUUGUUCUACUACUAGCUGUUCAUCUGUCUCUCUUUACCAUGUUUGCCAUGCUGCUGUUUGCUCGAACAAAGGAUGGCCAGCAGGAUAAGGAAUGGGUGGGGUAUUUUCGGAAUUUGCCCGAUUCACUGACAUCACUGCUGGUCUUGCUAACUACAGCAAAUAAUCCUGAUGUAAUGAUUCCAGCGUAUUCUAAGAACCGAGCUUAUUCAAUCUUCUUCAUACUCUUCACUGUAUUAGGGAACUUAUUUCUGAUGAACUUGCUUACAGCAAUAAUAUAUAACCAGUUUCGAGGAUACCUUCUGAAAUCAGUUCAGUCCUCCCUCUUCAGGAGACGGCUAGGAAUCCGGGCUGCAUUUGAAGUGCUUUCUUCCCUGAAAGAGGGUCCUGCUAACGCAGAACAGUCGUACGUCAGUGUUGGGGCCUUGCUUCAAGUGCUGCAGAAAGUUGAAAUGGAUUCUCGCUGCAAGCAAGCAAUCAUGAGGUCACUCAAAAUAUGUUCCGGUGACCAGCUGUCUGCCGCCCAGUUCCAGAAGCUCUUUGAAGAACUAGACAAAGAUGCCAUUAAGCAACAUCCUCCCAGUCCAGAGUACCAAUCCCAUUUUAUGCAGAAAGUGCAGUUUGCCUUUGGCCAUCCUUACUUUGGCUACUUGGGAAAUGUUGUAGCCCUUGCAAACAUUGUUUCUAUCUGUGUGGUUUUGGUGAUGGAUGCAGAUAAGCAGCCUUCUGAAAGAGAUGACUUCUUCUUGGGGGCUAUCAACUGCUUCUUCAUCCUAUACUAUCUGCUGGAAAUGUUGCUGAAAAUCUUGGCGAUGGGCUUGAAAAGAUACUUAUCGUACCCGAGCAAUAGGUUUGAUGGACUUCUGACUGCAAUUUUGCUGGUUUUGGAGAUUGCAACUUUUGCAGAGUAUGGAUUUCCUCAUCCUGGUUGGAGACCUGAGUUCAUGGGAUUGUUAUCGCUGUGGGAUAUGGUUCGAUUGGUGAACAUGCUAAUCGUUUUCAGGUUCCUGCGGAUCAUUCCUAAUAUGAAGUUCAUGGCUUUGGUUGUUACUACAUUGCUGGAUCUGGUAAAAAACUUGAGAGCCUUUGCAGGAAUCCUUGUGGUGGUUUUCUAUGCAUUUGCUAUAACUGGCAUAAUGCUAUUUAAAGGUGCUGUGGUCCCUAUGGGAAAUGUCAGCGUUGUCAAUACAACAUAUAAUAAUGGCACUGUGCAGUGUGGGACCUAUGAACAGCUGGAAUACUGGCCAAACAACUUUGAUGACUUUGCUGCAGCAGUGGUGACCCUCUGGGAUGUGAUGGUAGUGAACAACUGGCAAGUCUUUCUGGAAGCGUUCUCAAGAUACUCAAGUCCGUGGGCAAAGAUCUAUUUUGUAGCCUGGUGGUUGAUCUCAUCUGUCAUCUGGGUUAAUCUCUUCGUAGCUUUACUUCUAGAGAACUUUAUCCACAAGUGGGACCGUCGCUGUCAUCGGGAGUCUCUCUCAGAUAUUGAAUACCAGAGGACAGUUGAACUAAUGUUCAGAGAUGUUUUGGAAGAACCUACAGAGGAAGAGCUGAUGGAAAAACUACACCAGCAUCCACACCUGCACUUAUGUAGGUGACUGGUGGGAAGGACUGAUUUAUUUAGACCUCUGUUUUCUUGAGGUUGUCAGCUGGAAGAAACUGGAUGGAUUUUCUGUGAGGUGCUGUUAGGAGAGGCUUGCAGGACAGUAUGUAAGGUUUUGCUUGGUAAUUCUUUGCAGAAAGAAUUUUUUUUAUUGUUGGUUAGUAUCUUUUUUAAAAAAAAAGAUAUUUGAAUCUUUGCUAUUUUGACUUGGUUUUAAGUUGCAAUUUUAGAGGAAUAUUGCAGCUAUUAUUUUUAUAAACUGUUAGUACCUGAACAUUUUAUUUUCUUUUUUAAGAUGGUAAAGUGUUAAAAUGACAGUGCACUUUAAAACAUGAACUUUGUAACCACUAAGCCUGCUACUUUGAAAAGCACAAGAAAAUGGAGCUGCCUUUUAUGGUAGAGGAUUGUGGGGAGGGCUGUGCCCUGCAAUGCAGGAAUGGAUUAUGCAGGGCCAGAACAAAAUCCUUCACCUUUCCAUAGAGAGACUGAAACACUAUUUUUCUGAAAUGUGACACAAACCUAUCUUGCUAAAUUUACAGGAGUUAAUCACUUCAGAACACAAAUUCACUUUAUAUAAUCACAGGGAGUGUUUACUUCAAACCUCUUUCUUUGUUUUUGAUCUAGGGCUCAUACUAGUUGCACCAUGCUGGUAACUUUGAGCAUUUGUGGUUUUCAAUGUGAUAAAACCCAGCUCUACUUUAGAGUAGAUACUCUCUCAUGUUGCUUUUUAGUGAACUCUUCCUUUAUCUUCCUUCCAAGCCCUGUUCUACAUUGUAUCACGUUCCGUGAAAAAACUGAGGGGAAUGAACUUUGGCCAGAAGGUAGCCUCACAAUCACUGCAAGUCUCCCACUUAAAGGGAGGGCAAAAAAAAAAAAGCUGAAUGGGAUAAUCAAA